Molecule: messenger RNA, 5102 nt
Organism: Betta splendens (Siamese fighting fish)
Lineage: Eukaryota; Metazoa; Chordata; Actinopteri; Anabantiformes; Osphronemidae
Gene: fibcd1b
Product: fibrinogen C domain containing 1b
Exons: 8
Coding region: 839-2314 (491 amino acids)
Source: RefSeq, a predicted model, not a curated record
CUGCACGUUACGCACACAUUUGCGACAGCCCCGCGCCCGUCUGCGUCGCACGAGCGCGGCGCAAGUGAAACAGCACCGCGGCGGACGGCGCGGCAGUCGACGACGGGGCGGCACGCGGACGGAGCGCGCCGCGCACACCGAGGGGACGCGUUGAGCGACAGCGGGAGGCACGGAGCACGCGCAUCUCCCCGUCUUGUCAACGGCAUCGCCGUGAAAAUCCCCGCCGGAUCAGCCUGGCGCAAAGCAGGGAGGCUCUGUCCGUCCCCUUGGGCUCGGUGCCGGUACCGGGGUGUUCUCGCCUGACAUAAAAAGAGGCACAAGAAUCGGCCCAGCCUGCCGUUGCCUGUGCAGUCACAAGUAGGCUGGGCUGCUCUGGCGUCUGAAAGUGUCCUGGACGCCGGAUGGACUUGAACGGCACGGUGCACUUCGCGAUCUGAGCCAGAGAAGAUUCUGCCGCUUCCUUUGGAGUAAAAGAACUGCGCCUGGUCCAUCGCUUUUUCUUUUCCUUUUUUUCCCCUAAGUCUUGUGUUGCGUAAAUCCGUUUACGAACGCGGGAGCCCGUUGAUACUCGUGUUCGUUUUUUUAAUUGGAAUUACGGUCCAAAACCGCGACGCGCGGGAGGAAUUUAAGUCCCAUUUUGGUGCGUAAUUUGCGCGGGGUGUGCGGGUGCGUGGCCACACAAGCAGUUGUGGCUCCGUUCUGGGGUUUUUUUUUACAUUGAAAACCCAUUUUUCCCUCAUGGAUUAGUCUAAAUCACAGGUAAAGACUUAAGAAGCGCAGCUUUACUCUCUCUCGCCUGGAAUAAACAGGCGGAUCUGGUGCACGGAUUCUCUGUAGGAUGGUAAAUGACCAAUGGGGAAUCAUGAACAGCUCUUCUGAACUCGAAGAUGGGACUCGGCACAAAAACCAGACGUUCUGCGAGUGUGUGCCCAGCUCCUCGCAGCUCAAACACCGCUGGUCAGACUCCGAAACCGCCCGGGAGACGCCAGCCAAGAGGAUGAGCUGCAGCUACCUGCUCUGCACCAUCCUGCUCUUCGUCGCCGUCCUGCUGGCCGUCACCGUGACCGGCACCAUCCUUUUCAUGAACCACUACCAGGCCCCACCCAUGUCCGAUGGCCUCCCCCACAUCUCCACCAACCAGGACGAAGCCAACGCCCUGGUGACCGUCGAGCGGGGCGACGGCUCUCGCAUCAACAUCUUCAUCGACCCCAACUGCCCCGACUACAACAGUAACUUUUUGCGGCUGGAGGGCGUGCAGACCUCGCUGCUUCACUCGCUGACCGACCACGACUCGGACCUGAAGUCGGUCAAGGGCCAGGACCGGGCGCUGCUGGUCAGCCUGGCGGAGGAGGUGGCCAAGCUGUCGGCGCACGCAGGGCAGCUGAAGAUGGACUACGAGGCUCUCCGCAGGGGGCAGGGCAGCCUGGGGCAAGACCUCAACACGCUGCAGGCGGAGCAGGGGCGCCUCAUACAGCUGCUGUCCGACAGCCAGAUCAACAUGGUGAAGGUAGUGAACUCGGUGAGCGAUGCUCUUAACGCCAUGCAGAAGGAGAACGUGGGCCUGAAGGCGCGUGUCAAGGCCGACUUGCAGAGGGCACCAGUGAGAGGAGCCCGUUUCAAGGGCUGCUCCAACGGCUCGCGUCCCCGCGACUGUGGUGAUCUGUACGCCAGCGGUCAGAGAGAGGACGGCAUCUACUCUGUGUUCCCUGUGCACCACCCCGCUGGCUUCCAGGUCUACUGUGACAUGACCACCGACGGAGGAGGCUGGACGGUGAUCCAGCGCAGGGAGGACGGCUCGGUCAGCUUCUUCAGAGGAUGGGAGUCCUACCGCGAGGGCUUCGGCAAGAUCACGGGCGAACACUGGCUCGGCCUGAAGCAGAUCCACGCCCUGUCCAUCCAGGGAAACUAUGAGCUGCGCAUCGACUUGGAAGACUUUGAAAACAGCACCGCGUACGCCCAGUAUGGCACCUUCGGAGUGGGCCUGUUCUCCGUGGAUGCUGACGAUGAUGGAUACCCUCUGACUGUGGGGGACUAUUCGGGGAAUGCAGGGGACUCCCUGCUGAAGCACAACGGCAUGAAGUUCACCACCAAAGACCGGGACAACGACCACUCGGAGAACAACUGCGCCUCCUUCUACCACGGCGCCUGGUGGUACCGCAACUGCCACACGUCCAACCUGAACGGCCAGUACCUGCGCGGCCAGCACACCUCCUACGCGGACGGCAUCGAGUGGUCCUCCUGGACCGGGUGGCAGUACUCCCUCAAGUUCUCCGAGAUGAAGAUCCGGCCCACCCGCGACGCUGAGAACAAAUGAGACUGACACAGAGAGGAAGGCGCUUUUUUAAAACAUUACAAACCACAAUUUCUGACAGCUACAGUAGGUGGAGUUACUUGUCUUGAUAUUGUUUAUUCACUAAAACAUACCGUACCUCCUUGACCUGAGUUGACCCUGCUGUUUGCCUCCUGGUGUCUCUUCCUCUUUGCUCCUCUUCCUCCAUCGCUCAGCUCCUGCUCAUGCUGGCUGCCAUAGUCCUUCCCCGGUCCCCUUCUUAGAAACCUCUUGUAGCCGUGACGCCCUGUUUUCGACCAUUCCGUUCGUUGAGUCCGCCGCGCUUCGUCCGGUCCUCGGAUCUGCGCUGACGCAGCAUUUAGACCGGUCCCGCCGCCCAUUUCUGCUUAACCGUGGAGCUUCACCGAGCGGAACAGACGACGUCCUCACUGUCGCCCUCCUGAAGACGCCGCCUCGGCCCUCGAUCGGUGCGAAUGAGUCCCAGCAGGACGGGGCAGGAAGUGGAGAGUUUUGAGGAAACAAUUGGACAAGACCUAAAUUAGUGAAAAGGAACGAGGGGCCGGGGCGAAUCGAAGAGGAGCGGAGGAAGAGGAGAGGAACGGGAACGCGAGAGACAACGGAGGAGCUCAUUCGUCUGACUUGGGCCAUUAGGGAGCAUAUUGUGCACUUUGUCUGAUCCGCCUGCCAGCUGAGUAUUGGCCAAGUGAUGCAGCACUCACAGAUGGUAGCCCAGCACUUUGCAUUCGUGUGCGCGCGCGCGCGCGUGCGCGAGCGUGUCUGCGGUGGAGAAAGACAGAGUUCUGACACCAUCAGUGUCCUGUCACGACUCCAGCGGAGCUCCGCCCCCGACCGCUGACGUCACUCCCUCCAUCCUCCGCUCACGCCGGACGACGAGUGAAAAAAGAAGGAUAAUAAUCUGAUGACGUGACGAUGACCCGCGGCACCAGAGCGGGUUCCGCUUUAAAACCGGUGCCAACGAGCCCGUUUCCACUUCCCCGCGUUUGUCCUCGGUUUUAUCGCCGGUUCUCGUUUCCCGGUGAGUUUCACGGGAUUCUUGUUUUCGGUGCGACACCGUUUCACUUGUCACGCAAGAGGAAAGUAAGUUGCUGUAAAAUAAGAUUUGAUGCUCUGAACCACUGUCUUUGUUCUUCUGAGUAGGAAUUCAACCUUGUGUUAUAGCACAACAAUAUUGCCUAAAGCAAACACACAAAAAAAGAAAGGAGAAAUGUUGUGAAGAGAAAAAAAUGCAGCGAAAAAAAAAGUUGGUGAAUACUUUUUUUUCCACUUUCACAGAGUUUCUUUGGAUAUAUAUGAAAAGCUUUAAAAAUAUCUGUAGAUUUCUUGUACAGUGUGUCUGACUUCUAGAGCAUGUGAACCUGUUUCUUACUAUGCUACAACACAAAGACGACUGAAGCACAUGGACUGAGCUACGCGUUGCAGACGUUUUUCCAGAUCAUUUUCCUGCCUGUGUGAACGGUGGCUCCCGAGGUCGAACCCGAGGCGGACGAAGGACUGCGAUCGUCCCCCGAGUUCGAACCGACAGCACAAAUCGGCCGCGGACGCCGGAAGUGGGACGGUGCGGGCCUCUCGGCGCAUUAGCCGCCCCGCCGGACGCGCGCGAACCGCCUGGCACGCGCCGAGACGCUGAGACGCUUUUAACCGCGCGCUGGAGGGUGUCGCCCCCGGUGACAGCGAGUUAACGUGCAGCGCUGGAAAACCUCUGAUACCGGAGCGGCUGACAGCUUCUCCGUCGUCACCUGUGUGCGCGCGCGCGCGCGUGCACAUACAGCCGUGCGUCACGUCACGGCAGACUUCCGCCACCUUUCCUCACCUUCAAAGCACAGGCGCGUGACACGGACACCUGAAGCGGAUCCUGGGAGCGCGCGCGAGGAGGACGUCGUGCCAAUGUGUGUGUACAUGUGUGUGUGUGUGUGUGUGUGUGUGUGUGUGUGUGUGUGUGUGUGUGUGUGUGCGCUAAACGGAGUGCGUGCGUCUACGGUGUCUCUGCGUGUACACAUCCAGUACAGUAUAUGCACAUGCUUCGGUUUGUACAUGCCCACGUGCAUGAGCCAGACAAGACGACGGGAGGCUGAGUGCGUCUCUCUGUGGAUUUUUGAAGUAAUGUGAUGCUUAUGUACAACCUGCCUCCCCUGGUAUUUGUGUUGAUGAACUGACAUUUACGUGAUUCCAACUAUUACUUAUUGUGAUUGUGAGCCCAUUAGGGUGGACGCCACCUGCUGGUACUGUGUUGAACUGCGCUCGUACCCCCCCCCCCCCUCCCGUCGUGCUUCACUGUGUGCGUCGAGGCCCUCGUUACUUCGCAGUAAAGUACGGUUCGCCGCGCGCCUCCUCUCUGUCUUUCCGUUGGACGAGUCGCUCCCUCCUCUCGCCGCCGCCCGCUGACCUUCCAGCCGAGGCGGUGACUAAGGAGCGGAAUCAAAGGUUCUAAUCAUUCCCGGUUUUCCCGCUCAUUACAGUGCAUCAGCAGCCUCCUGAUCGAUCCCCCGGUCCCCGAACCUUCUAUCUUUCUUACUGUGUACCUCCUUAAUUGCCUUGGCCUGUGCUGCCAAUCCCCCCUCACUCCAUAACCCUUAAAUGCUCCUCUCCGCUCCCCCUGUCCACACCGCCUGCCUCUUUUAUUGUUUUGCCCCCCCCCCCCCCCCCGUCCUCCAGUACCAGCGCAGAACUAACUCUGUUUUUGUUUUCUUUCAUUUCUUAGUGAAGUACUAUAGAUUGUUUUGCUGAAUCUUGAUAAUGUGUUUUAAUGUUCCUGUUGACAUUUAAUAAACAUUCACAUUUUAUAAAUGGGGAA